Messenger RNA from Sinocyclocheilus rhinocerous, 2609 nucleotides. RefSeq names its product synaptic vesicle membrane protein VAT-1 homolog-like. Lineage: Eukaryota; Metazoa; Chordata; Actinopteri; Cypriniformes; Cyprinidae. Gene Ontology annotation, molecular function: oxidoreductase activity. The transcript is spliced from 9 exons. Bases 94 to 1320 code for a protein of 408 amino acids. The record is from RefSeq and is a predicted model, not a curated record.
UCGCUAGUGGAUGGUGCGGCAGGAGCAGCAAAGAGAGCGCAGUCUCCGGGAGGGCUUCGGCAGACCGUUAGGCUGUUCACAUCGUCUUCAGACAUGGCAAAGGAAGGGACUGAGAUUGCUGAAGAGACCGAGCAAAUGAUGGAGCCGGAUAAUCCCGUUUGUGCGGUUGUAGAUUCAAAAGAAAUGCGGGCUGUGGUGCUGACGGGCUUUGGUGGUAUAAACAAACUCAAAGUCACCAAGAAACCAAUGCCAGAGCCUCAAGGAGGAGAAGUCAAAAUUCGCGUGAAAGCAUGUGGGCUGAACUUUCUUGAUCUAAUGGUGCGUCAAGGAAAUAUUGAUAAUCCUCCAAAAACGCCUCUUGUGCCUGGAUUUGAGUGUUCUGGGAUUGUAGAGUCUGUGGGAGAAAACACCAAAGGCUUUGAGAUAGGUGACAGAGUGAUGGCCUUUGUAAACUACAGUGCUUGGGCAGAGGUGGUGUGCACACCGUUGGAUUUCGUGCAUAAGAUCCCAGACGACAUGACAUUCCCAGAGGCGGCUGCCUUCUCUAUGAACUUUGUGGCUGCCUACAUGAUGCUGUUUGAAGUGGCCAAUCUCCGGGAGGGGAUGUCUGUAUUAGUUCACUCCGCAGGAGGUGCGGUGGGUCAAGCAGUCGCUCAACUUUGUUCCACUGUCCCAAAUGUCACUGUGUUUGGGACCGCCUCACCCUUCAAGCACGAAGCCAUAAAGCAUUCAGUCACUCAUCUGUUUGACAGAAACAUCGACUACGUUCCGGAAGUUAAGAAGAUAUCUCCAGAUGGAGUAGAUAUUGUACUGGACUGUUUGUGUGGAGAGAACACAGGAAAAGGCCUAACUCUGCUCAAGCCCAUGGGAACGUACAUCCUGUAUGGUUCAUCAAACAUGGUGACAGGAGAGACAAAAAGUUUCUUCAGUUUUGCUAAAUCUUGGUGGCAGGUUGAGAAGGUGAACCCUAUCAAACUCUAUGAGGAGAAUAAAGUCAUAGCCGGAUUCUCGCUCCUGAACCUCCUCUUCAAGCAGGGAGGGUGCAACCAAGUCAAAACAGCGGUGCAAAAACUUCUUUCCCUUUACGACCAAAAGAAGAUCAAGCCUGUUGUGGAUUCCUUAUGGGCGCUUGAGGAGGUGAAGGAAGCCAUGCAGAGAAUCCAUGACAGAGGAAACAUAGGGAAGCUGAUUUUGGAUGUGGAAAAGUCUCCCACGCCUUUGAUGGCCAAUGACAGCACAGAGACCAGUGAGGCAGGUGAGGAAGAAGAGGAGCAAGAGGGAGACAAUGACAACAAAGAGCGAAUGCCCUUCAUUCAGUGAAGCCAGACUCAUCCAGAGACUUGUUCGGUCUGUUGUUUGUGUGUAUCUUUGCCAGUUUUGGACAAUGCAGUCAAAAAUACUCCAAAACACUAAGUGUGUUGUUAAAUGUUCGACUGAAGUGCCAUUCUUAGUGCGGUGUUGAAUUGUUGCAGUGUUUUAGACCAAAACGUUACUGUAGGAUUGCCUUUUCAUGAACGCCUUUUGCAGCCUUUCGGAUGUUUUAUUUGGCUCCGUCAGUCAGUGGAUUGACAGAUGACUGCAGUCAACGUCCAAAAUUAAUGCUUGCCAAGAGACAAAUGGAAGUCAAAAUUGGUUUUGGCAAGUAAAUUAAACGCAGCAGUGGCUGGAAACAUUAUAAGGAACUGCAAUUUAAUACAUGGUGUAGGUCUAACAGUAGGAUAUAAGUGACUUUAAGUCUUCAGAUGUCAUACAGGUUUGGAAUGACAUGAGGGUGAGUAAAUAAUGCCUACAUAAAACCAUUUUAUCCAUAAGGACAAAACUGGAUUUUUACAAAAGCAUUUUUAUUCAAUCGAAAUAAUACUAUAAAUGAUCUCAAUUCAUUGUGCAGGUGUGGCAGGUUAAUUUUGGACACCGUUGCAGUGCUUCUGAUGCAUUUGUGUGUGUGAAAUGUUUCCUGACAGUUCUGGAGGUGAGUGAGAGUGUGAGACUGUGUGUUUAUGACUGAAACUGGCAAAGAAAGGUAAAGGCAGAAUUUGGCUGGAGCUUCUUGUUGUCAUGUAGGUGAUUGUUUGGGUCGCACAUUUUUAGUGUGGCACUGUUUUUCUGCUCCGAGCAUCUACGUUACUCUUGGUACAUCUCCGAUCACAUUAUUUAAGCCUUUAGAAAGACAUUUAAAUGAGUUGUCAUGAUCAGCUACUAUAUGUAAUAUACCCCUACAGUAUUAUGCAUGCUCCUUAAAGAAAGAACUCACCUCAAAAUUGAAAUUCUGUCAUCAUUUACUCACCCUCAUGUCAUUCCAGACCCGCAUGACUUUCUUACUUCUAUGGAACAGAAAUGGAGAUAUUUCGCAGAUUGUUCAUGCUGCUCUUUUCCAUACAGUGGCCCAGGGGGUGAGUAAACAAUGACACGGAUGCUUUUGUUUUGGAUGAACUGUCUCAGUAAAUCACCAGUAAAUGUUCUGAUGUUAAGGUCAAAGCCAAGUAUCAUCAAACUAGUAACCAACAACAACAACAAAAAAUAAAUAAAUAAAUAAAUAAAAUAAUUCUUAGUGCCUUUUGUCGCAUAUCUGCACUGAGGACCAGAAGGCUUGUCAAUGUUUGUUUUUCUUU